Molecule: messenger RNA, 894 nt
Organism: Lasiodiplodia theobromae
Lineage: Eukaryota; Fungi; Ascomycota; Dothideomycetes; Botryosphaeriales; Botryosphaeriaceae
Product: DNA repair protein dds20 mei5
Exons: 2
Coding region: 1-894 (297 amino acids)
Biological process (GO): DNA recombination
Source: RefSeq, a predicted model, not a curated record
AUGUCCACGCCCUCGGCCAAGCGGCGCCGCCUGGAGGACGCCCAGAGCGCCUUGCGAAAGCCCUUUCGCUCGCCCUUCAAGACACCCAAUCGAAAAGUUGAGCUCGAGAGGCCCAGCGCGGAAACGACGGCCAGCAGCACUGCUGUGCCCAGCCCGCUCGUGCAGAGCACUCUACCGGAUUCGUCGGCGACCCAAUCGUUCAACGAUUCCUCGCUCCGCACGCUGCGCAGUUCUCGCAACUCUACAACGCUGUCCACGCCGUCGCCUCUCGCGCGACGCACCGGCGCCCUCGGCCCCGACGACCCUCUCGAGACCGCCAUACGUGUCGAAGAGCGACGGCAGCGAGAACUACACAAACAGAUACGGAGUGUACGCACUGAGCUAGACACGCUCAGUCAAGCACUCAGGAUCGCAGCAUCGACCAAGGAUGCGGAGCUGGAAGCCUUGACCAGGAAAUGGCGCGAUGCAACCCGGGCCGCGGCGGAAGAUGUCUUCGCUACAACCAAGGACCGUGUGGACGGUAUGGGCGGGAUCGGCGUCUGGAAGCAGAGCGAACGGCGUCAGCACGAGUGGAGCCUGGGGUUCCAUGCUCAAGAAAACGAGCCUAAUCUGGACGAGAGCGAUGAGGACGAAGAUGAAAAUGCUGGACUGACACCCGAGGAGAAAGAAGCAAGACUGGUUGCACGGGAACGACGCGCAGAAGUAAGGGAAGAAGCAAAAAAGGAGCGCCAGUGGCGAGAACAGCAAGAGGCGGAGGCAGAGGCGUUGAAGCAGAGUGGUGCCGACGACGGCGGAGACGACGAUAGUUUCACGAUGGACAUGAUGCUCAAGGCGCUCAACAUUGACCCCAAGAUGAUCGGAUGGGAUAAAGAAGGACAGCGGUGGGUUGACUGA